UUAGUGCCCAGAGGGCGUGGGGAAAGGACAGGAGCCAGCAGCAACGCGCGGGGCUGGAGCAGCUGCCUGGGGACCAGACUGGAAGAUGCCUGGGAGCCCGGGCGCGCCCUCCUCUCCCGCAGCAUCCGCAGGUUCCUUCCGGGACGCGCCGUCGGGGAUCGCGGCAUGCCCGCCGCCUCCGCUCCCCCUGGCCCGGAGGUCUCCACCGGCCUCCGGUCCCCGACGCGGCGCCAGUGUCCCGCAGAAGCUGGCGGAGACUCUGAGCAGCCAGUACGGGCUGAACGUGUUCGUGGCGGGGCUGCUGUUCCUGCUGGCCUGGGCGGUGCACGCGGCGGGUGUGGGCAAGAGCGACCUGCUGUGCGUGCUGACCGCGCUCAUGCUCCUGCAGCUGCUCUGGAUGCUGUGGUACGUGGGCCGCAGCUACGUGCAGCGCCGCCUCAUCCGCCCCAAGGACACGCACGCGGGCGCGCGCUGGCUCCGUGGAAGCAUCACAUUGUUCGCAUUCAUCACCGUCAUCCUGGGAUGCUUGAAAGUCGCAUACUUCAUUGGAUUUUCCGCGUGCUUGUCAGCCACAGAGGGCGUUUUCCCGGUCACCCAUGCAGUGCAUACGCUGUUGCAGGUCUAUUUUCUCUGGGGCCAUGCUAAGGAUAUUAUCCUGUCUUUCAAAACCUUGGAAAGGUUCGGGGUGAUCCACUCAGUGUUCACGAACCUGCUGCUGUGGGCCAACAGCGUCCUGAAUGAAUCAAAGCACCAACUGAAUGAGCACAAGGAACGGCUUAUCACGCUGGGCUUUGGCAACAUCACCAUAGUUUUGGAUGACCACACACCACAGUGUAACUGCACACCACCUGCCCUCUGCUCUGCCCUCUCCCACGGAAUCUACUAUCUGUACCCCUUCAACAUCGAGUACCAGAUCCUGGCCUCUACCAUGCUCUACGUGCUGUGGAAGAACAUUGGGCGCAGGGUGGACAACUCCCGGCACCAGAAGAUGCAGUGUAGAUUCGACGGGGUCCUGGUGGGCUCGGUGCUGGGCCUGACAGUACUGGCUGCCACCAUCACGGUGGUUGUGGUGUACAUGAUCCACAUCGGGCGCUCCAAGUCCAAGAGCGAGUCGGCACUCAUCUUGUUCUAUUUGUAUGCUAUCACCGUGUUGCUGCUCAUGGGGGCCGCUGGGUUGGUAGGAACCUGGAUUUACAGGGUGGAUGAGAAAUCCCUGGACGAGUCCAAGAACCCUGCACGCAAGCUGGAUGCCGACCUCUUGGUGGCCACAGCCUCGGGCUCAUGGCUUCUUUCCUGGGGCUCCAUUCUGGCCAUUGCCUGUGCUGAGACCCGCCCGCCAUACACCUGGUACAAUCUGCCCUACUCUGUCCUGGUGAUUGUGGAGAAGUAUGUCCAGAACCUUUUCAUCAUCGAGUCGGUGCACCGCGAGCCUGAGGGGGUCCCCGAGGAUGUGCGCACUCUGCGCGUGGUCACCGUCUGCAGUGGUGAAGCUGCUGCACUGGCUGCAUCCGGUCUCGGGAGCCAGGGGUUGGCUCGGGAUGGGUCAUCUGCCGUCAAUGGGAAUCUGUGUCCGCAGCAGGGAUGCGGUAAAGACGACCAGGAGGCUGUCUGGGAAGGGGCUGCAGGCACAGUCCGCUGUCCGGACUUCCUGCAGGGCGGAGUCAAGAGGAGGCUCCUCAGAAACAUCACGGCCUUUCUGUUCCUUUGCAAUAUCUCGCUUUGGAUUCCCCCUGCCUUUGGCUGCCGCCCUGAGUAUGACAACGGUUUGGAGGAAAUCGUCUUUGGCUUUGAACCCUGGAUUAUUGUGGUCAACCUGGCCAUGCCCUUCUCCAUUUUCUACCGGAUGCACGCAGCUGCUGCUCUCUUUGAGGUCUAUUGUAAGAUCUAGCUUGAGUCCCCAUGAAAGGAGAAGGGACACAGGAACAAGGGGGCUCUGCAGCCACCUGGGAAGGGCUGGGCUGAGCAAACACGGUCUGACAAAAGCCAGAAGGAUGCCUUUUGUCUGCUUGACCGUGUCUGGAGGUGCCCUGGCCCCGGGUGAGAGUGAACAGUUAAAUCAACUGAACAAGGUGGUUGGAGCCUGCCCCUGGUCAGCCAGUUCCAGUCAGAUCCCAAAUGAUUUGAGCUCCUUUUGGCGGAGACCCUGUGUUUCAGAAGAAGGUGGUCCAAGUUUGAGGAAAAAAUAUGAUGGGGUUUUUCAUAACAUGCAUUUCCUGUCUGUAACUUAUGUGACUAUAUACAACAUUUUCCUGGCCAUCUGUGUAGCAAUCAAUUUACAUUUUUUUUCCUUCUCAGGGCUACUGAGUUUAGAAGCAAAUGCAUUUUAGUUUAUAGUUUAAUUUUUGAGCUGGCUUAAUUUGGGGCAAAAUUACUUUUAAUCAACUACAUGGGGAUGUGUAUCUAGAUUAGUGCAAAUGCACAGCAUUACCUAAAAAUUUGGUUCGUUUUUAUUUGUGAUCAUUUUGAAAGCAUCAAAAAAUAAACAUUGCUGUUCUUUUUUGCUACACCUAUCUCCAGUUUAUUAUGUAGAAAAUCCGCACUCUUCAGAAAAGGAGACAGGAAAAAUUACCCACGUUGCAUUGUUAGCAGUUGCUUUGGACAUCGUGACAUAUCUCUCGGCUGUGAUGGCGUGUAGAAUUAUUUUUAUUUUGGUACCCACUAGUGAUAACCUGGCAUUUCUAAUUUUAUCUUCAUGCUUUCCUAUUUGACAAUGCGAUGACACCUUUUCCUACACUGUCAUGAACUCCUUACAAUCACCACUUUACUGCCGUCAGAGAGUUUAUCAAAUGAAUGUACUAUUAACUUCCUCUGCCUCUGUUGGUUUGAGAGUGCUCACAAUUUUGCUUCCCUAAGUGGCCCUGCCCAAAAAAAAAAUCAACCCUGUUUGUAGAACAUUGCUUUUAUUUAAAAUUGCUUUUUAAAGAGAGUUGGUUGGCCUUCCAUGUACACUGGUCCCACAUCUGCAUUCAAACAACUUUGUAUAGAAAAUGUUUUUUUCACAACUGGUUCUUAGGGCCAGGGAGAUGGCUUGCUACUCUCAAAGAGGACCAGAGUUUGGUUCCCAGCAUGGCAUCAGUUGGCUUACAACGGCCUGUAAUUCUAGCUCCAGAGGAGUUGACAUCCUUCCUUUUCUGGCCUCCAAGGG
Peromyscus californicus insignis is the source of this 3145-nucleotide messenger RNA. It is a transcript of the gene Otop1, whose product is annotated as otopetrin 1. The transcript is spliced from 6 exons. Gene Ontology annotation, molecular function: proton channel activity. The record is from RefSeq and is a predicted model, not a curated record. Lineage: Eukaryota; Metazoa; Chordata; Mammalia; Rodentia; Cricetidae. The coding region runs from base 86 to 1888 and encodes 600 amino acids. Gene Ontology annotation, biological process: proton transmembrane transport; inner ear morphogenesis. Gene Ontology annotation, cellular component: membrane.